AUGGCUGCGGACUUCCUGUGCGGGCGGGACGUGCGGGCCGGCUAUAUAGCCCCCGCGGACUUGGCGGAGAAGAUCCGCAGUGGCUCGGACGGUCUCGUGGUGCUGGACGUCCGUGACGACGACCUGUACGGCGGCAGCAUCCAGAACGCGGUCAAUGUCCCGGUGUCGUGCUUCAAGAACGACUACCUUCUGGACGACGUGAUUUCGCGGCUGGGGCUGCUCUCGCCGGGAAACGCGGGUGCUGGUCGGGUGACCACCGUGGUCGUCCACUGCAUGUUUUCGCAGCAGCGGGGGCCCUUCGCGGCGCUCCGGCUGCUCGAGCGCGUCAAGGAGCUAUCGGGCAGCGGGCACGUCCCCGAGGUGCUCGUCCUUCGCGGCGGAUUCCGCGCCUUCUCUGACGCGUACAGCGACCUUCUACAGACUGCACCGGCGGCCGCCAUCGACCUCGACGGGCUCGGAGGCGACGUCGCGGGCAAGCUCGGCGGCGACGCGGCGCCCACGGUGCCCACGUCGCCACCGCUGCACACCUGA
This is a messenger RNA of Pedinophyceae sp. YPF-701, 531 nucleotides long. The record is from the annotation of a GenBank genome assembly. Lineage: Eukaryota; Viridiplantae; Chlorophyta; Pedinophyceae.